This is a messenger RNA of Didymella exigua CBS 183.55, 1306 nucleotides long. RefSeq names its product carbohydrate-binding module family 63 protein. The transcript has 2 exons. The coding region runs from base 140 to 1222 and encodes 360 amino acids. Lineage: Eukaryota; Fungi; Ascomycota; Dothideomycetes; Pleosporales; Didymellaceae. The record is from RefSeq and is a predicted model, not a curated record.
UCUCACCACAGUCAUUCAUUUUCGCAAGCCUAGUGCUGCUGCCACUCGUUUGAUACGAUCCACUACAGUCAUUUUCAUCAAGAGAGCCGAAGACGUUCCCAUAUUCAAAACAAUCAACAUAACACAAGCUUGAACAAACAUGAAGUCGAGCAUCUUCUACAUCAUCCCCCUUGUGGGCUUCACUCUCGCCCAGGAGGGCUGCACCAGGCGCACCAUCACUAAGACUGAGACUGAGAGGACAUACGUCACCGUCCGGCCCAGUCCUGUCCCAAGCGACAUCACGAUCACAUCUACCAUCGACAUCACGACUACGGUCACAGUACGCCCCUCAUCAUCAGUUGAGGCAUCAGCAACUGGCCUUCACUGGAGCAACUUCCCCAACGGAACCUGGGGCAACUACACUGGCCGCCCCAAGCCCACUCUUUCAUCCGUCAGCCUUGACUACACAGACUCUGCUGUCACUGAGACACCUGCUCCCACCUCAUACGUUCCUGGACAGGGCUACAGCGCAAUUAGCGAGGCUGCCAUUCCUACUUCUGAGGCGGUUACCGCUGUCGAGACCUCCGCUGCUUCUUCCACUUCCCAGAGUGUCCAGGCCCAAGCUACAUCAGCUGCCGGCUCCAAAACUGGCGAGGCUACCUUCUACGGCGGCAACGUCUCUGGAGGAACAUGUUCGUUCGAUGGAGGAUACACCAUCCCCUCUGGUCUUUUCGGCACCGCCCUCUCAGACUCCAACUGGAACGAUGCGGGCAACUGCGGUGCUUGCGUCGCCGUCACCGGACCGUCCGGCAACGUGGUCAAGGCCAUGAUUGUGGACCAGUGCCCAGGCUGCGGCACCAACCACCUCGACCUCUUCCCCGAUGCCUUUGCCAAGCUGGCUAAUCCCACCGAGGGCGUCAUCCCCAUCAGCUGGGAUAUUGUUCCCUGCGGUAUCACCUCGCCUUUUGUUCUGAAGAACAAGUCCGGCACCAGCAAGGACUGGUUCAGUAUGCAGGUCGUCAACUCCAAUGUCGCCGUCGCGUCGCUCGAGGUCUCCACCGAUGGCGGCAAGACGUGGCAGGCGACCACGCGCCAGACAUACAACUACUUCGAGAACAGCGCUGGCUUUGGCACGCAGACGGUCGAUGUCAAGGUCACCAGCACCAGCGGCCAGAGCAUCAUCGUCAAGGGUGUCAGCAUUGCGGAGAACACCACCAAGACCGCAUCGAGCAACUUCUCGUAGAGAAUCACGAGACGGUACAAGGGAGGAGAUUGCGCUAGGCGCAGGAUUUUUACGAUGGUUUCUUCUUGAUGAUGGGCCGAUGAA